AAAUUAUCAAAAUGAUAUUCGCUGUCGUCUAAACACAUCAUCGUGAGUAACGAGAUGGUGAGAAAAAAAGUGCAAAAAAGCAGACGACAAUGGCGACGCGGAUCCCUCUUUUGCAGCUCAAUAUGCCCGCGAGAAACUCAGCCGCUUUCACCAUAAUGAUUCAUGAUGCGCACAACACCCUCAACCACUAUCGACUUUUUCUUCUUCUUUUAUUUUCACACCUUGUCCCGCGGCAUUCGGGCUGACGGCAUUUCGCCAGCGCGAGACUGUCAAUUAUUCCAACUCGAUGUAUUUGUAAACAUACACCCAACUGCUGACGGUUUUGUUCAACAGGCUGCAGCCGGGUUGUUGCAACAGUGCGAUAAUCCUAUACCCAACCGCUGGCGAUUUCGGCCAACCGGCUCCAGCCGGGUUGUUGUAACAGUGCGGUAAUCCGAAAUCCGCAACUAACUGACAACAGUAGGCCCGAUUUACCGCCUUCGUCCUUUGGUGUGGGACCCUAAUCUAGAAUUAAUGUAGUUGACCGCGUUAAGAAGCAAGAAUGUCGGUAUAGGUUUGGAGGUUCCAAGCCCCCAAAUCAUCCCUGCCAAAGUUUGACAUGCAAGUCGCCCUAUGCUUCCAUCAAGGAGCGGCGGAUGAAUUAGUCAUUCACGACGACGCCUAGCGGGCACACCCGGGUUACUUUGGAAUGGAGUAGACGGCAUAUUAUAUAAAUAAAUCGCUGCCUUGCCAUUCUUUACUUGCUCCGAUCCAGCAUAUAUUCCGCUUAUCUCAAAAUCAACAUCAAGACCCUUGGAUCCCCCAACUGUCAGAGAAAACACAACCAACAACACCAAAACUCACAAUGGCCUCGCCUGUAGACCCCGAGCUGCAGCCGAUCUGGAACGGAAGUCCGUUCAUCGGCAAGCCCAAGGACGUGUCUGAACUCCGAGCCAUAUUCCAAGGCCAAUUCGCGUCCGGCCCCGUUCCACCAGGCGCCACCCAGCUCCCCUCCCACUCCGUCACAUCCGCCGACGGCACCCCGAUAGAAGUCCUGCACUUUGCCCCGGAGCCGCCGACAGCCGCAGCAGAAACCGGCGGCACCAGCCACGACGACCCGACGGCGACCACAGCAACAACAACAACAACACGGCCGCCAGCCCGCGCCAUCAUAUUCUGCUUCGGCGGCGGCCUGAUCAUGGGCAGCGCCGCCAGCAACCUCCACCCCGCCGGCUCCAUGGCCGCCCAGACGCGCAGCCAGGUGUUUGUGCCGGGGUACCGGGUCGCACCGGAGCACCCGGGGCCGGCGGCGGUCGAGGACGUCUACGCCGCGCUGCGGUACGUGCAGACGCACUCGGCGCGGCUGGGCGUCGACCCCACGCGCGUCGUCAUGUUCGGCAUCAGCGCGGGCGGCGGCAUCGCGGCCGGCACGCUGCUGCUGGCGCGCGACCGGACCGCCAGCGACCCCUGCGACCAACAGCUCCCGCUGCCGGCCGGCCUGGCGCUGCGCUACCCCAUGCUGGACGACCGCACCGAGGGCUCCGACGACGACCCGCUGCACCGCUACCACCUGUGGAACCACGUGGCCAACGACCUGGGCUGGGCGGCGUACGCGGGCGGCAAGACGCGCGCGGAGCGCACCGACGACAACAUGCCCGUGUACAUGGCGCCGGGCCGCGCAAAGCCGGACCAGCUGCGCGGCCUGCCGCCCGUCUUUGUCGACGUCGGGGAGCUGGACCUGUUCCGCGGGGAGGACACCCGGUUCGCGGCCGCGCUGGCCAUGGCGGGCGUCGAGGUCGAGUUCCACCACUACCCGGGGGUUCCGCACGGCGUCGAGGUCAUGGCCCCGGGGAUCAAGAAAGCGGUUGCCAUGCAGGAGAAUUUGAACAGGUUUCUUUGUAGAUUUUAGAGCGGGCCAGGAUAUAGAGACUCUUGAUAGAACAAAAAGACGUCCCAAAAGAUAAGCAACCACACAAACACACAGAGUAAAACUAAAACUUGCUCGUGACCCUCAACGUCUCCAUAUCCCCCCUCUCCUGCACCCAGACCCUCGCGCCCCUGACGGCC
Pyricularia oryzae 70-15 is the source of this 2046-nucleotide messenger RNA. RefSeq names its product alpha/beta hydrolase fold-3 domain-containing protein. Bases 845 to 1888 code for a protein of 347 amino acids. Gene Ontology annotation, molecular function: hydrolase activity. The transcript has a single exon. NCBI's taxonomy places the organism in Eukaryota, Fungi, Ascomycota, Sordariomycetes, Magnaporthales, Pyriculariaceae. The record is from RefSeq and is a predicted model, not a curated record.